AUGUCAAACGAGUACAAUCCCCCUCUUGGAAUUGCCUUUCGUCUGUGCGGCCUUGCGAGCGACCGCGUCCUUUUUUCUCGAGUUUCCCCAUCUCCGGAAGUGUUCCACCAUCCCAAAAGUGAAGUUUAUCCCGACCAGUGGUUUGUCGCCAUUCCAGGCUCGGGCCAAAACGCAGGAUGUUACGCCAUUAAAAGCAAGAACACUGGGAAGGUCCUCUUUUCCAGAAUGUCGCCUGAUCCUCGCGUUGGACACAUUGACGGCGACGGUAAAUACCCAGACAAUUGGUUCAAGUUUGAGGCAGGCAGUGGCAAGUACGCAGGCUACUUCCGCUUGCGCGCCGUCGCAUCAGACACUGUCCUGGUGUCUAGAACUUCGACGGGCACUGACACCCAGGUUAUCAACUACCCGGCCACCAGUGCAAAAUACGAUGAUCAAUAUUUCACUAUCUUAUUCGACAAGGACCAGCUAUCUACGAAAGGCCAGUCGAACUUGGGCGGCCUCCAGUAUGCUCGUCCUCGCAUUACCACUCUUGACGCAUCUCGACUCCCCACUCCCCCCGGAGGCUGGAAAUUCGCCAACCUUGUUAAUCCCAGCAAGCCUGAUUCUAACCUUUCACACUACCCAGUCUUACUCUUUGGCAGCUACACAUACACCGCUCUCAGCAGCGCCAAGGACGACAAUCGCAUGAAGAUCGUUGCUUGGGAUAGGAACCGAAACCUUGUCAAGGAGCUGGAAAAGCCAGGUGCCCGGUACCUUUGGAAUAUUACGUUCAACGCUGGAAACCAGACGGUGACCUUCACCGGGCAAUCUAAUCAAUCCAUUCAGGCCACUCUAGAUGAACUGGUUGUCAGGCCCGCCGUGGUUUACCUUCCAUCGUCUUCAGGUCCCAUCCUUCCGUACACUCUCACCUACGCCGCGGCUGACCCAUCUCGCUUCCCUGUCAUUAAGAACGGCCCUUACUCCUUCUGGCCUGCGUCAUUCAAGGACGGGCGUAAAUCCUUCUGUAUUGCCGUCGCCGACAGAGAUAAUCUGGUUCAGAAGUUGAUUGAGUGCCCAGGCGGAAAGGUCAUUCGAGAUGUCCAGGUCAAUGACGCUCAACGCACGAUUGGGCUCAUUGGCCAGGAUGGUUCCAAGGCUACUUUCAACUACGACAUUGCCCUAACAUGCUUCUACGACUUCUGGCUCCUGGUUGUUGGCCCUGGUCUCAUCGCCGGCGCUGCGGCAUCGGGAUUGGAUCGACCGUACAUUCCACGGUAUAAGCUCUCAGCUUUGGAGAGGGCUUCUCUUGUAGGCUACUCCAAGUUCCCCUGUGGGCCCUUUGACAACACAGGCAGAAGGGAGGAUAUCUUCGAUUCUCCCUUCCCUCGCUACCAAGAACUACCGUAUUCUGCUGCCGUUGUUGAAUCUGGGUGGUCCCGUAUCGUCGACAGCACGCUCAUCAGCACCAAGAACCCGUCCAUCUCGCGAAACACAUUCUUCGUGACCUCGUCUCGCAUCUCAACCAAUACCUGCGACAAUCGUCAGUCAUGGCCAUACCCCUUGCAACUUCCAACGCACCUCAUACUUUGCCCGCUCACCAUCCGCCCUUUUGAGAUUCUCAGCUGCGCUCCUCAUCAGCUCGACCAACACAUCCCGGGCAAAGUCUUCUGGACUUUGUGUCUGUUCUCGUUCUUCAUGAGAUCGGACCGCUGUUAUUGGUGUCUUUAA
Molecule: messenger RNA, 1707 nt
Organism: Laccaria bicolor S238N-H82
Lineage: Eukaryota; Fungi; Basidiomycota; Agaricomycetes; Agaricales; Hydnangiaceae
Exons: 4
Coding region: 1-1707 (568 amino acids)
Source: RefSeq, a predicted model, not a curated record